UUUUCACGCCUAUUCUCCAUUGCGGAAUCCAACUUGAAGGUGAAAUUCUCAUCCAUCCGCAAGUUCUUCUCAGGGCGCUCUCUGUUUCUCUAUUUUAAAUAAGGGAAGAUAUUGACCAACGACCAUGUCAUUAUUUACUGAUGUCCCACACGCUGCUCCUGUGGUUGUUUUCAAACUGACUGCAGAUUUCCGCGAAGACCAGAGUCCUAACAAGGUGAACCUCGGAGUCGGAGCUUACAGGACAGAUGAGGGCCAGCCUUGGGUGCUCCCUGUUGUGAGGAAAGUGGAGAAGAUGAUUGCAGAGGACAACAGUCUAAACCAUGAGUACCUGCCCAUCCUGGGCCUGCCGGAGUUUCGCUCAAGUGCCUCUAAGAUCGUGCUUGGUGAGAACAGCCCUGCUGUCCUGGAGAAGAGGGUGGGAGCUGUGCAGUGUCUAGGGGGUACUGGGGCACUGAAGAUUGGGGCUGAGUUUCUUCGCAGGUGGCACAAUGGGGGCAAUACCAAAACUCCAGUUUAUGUCUCUGCCCCUACAUGGGAGAACCAUAACGGGGUUUUUGCUAAUGCUGGGUUUGAGGAUAUCCGUCCAUACAAAUAUUGGAAUGCAGAGAAACGUGGACUUGACUUGGCAGGUUUCCUGGGAGACUUGGAGAGUGCCCCCGAACAGUCUGUCAUUGUGCUGCACGCUUGUGCACACAACCCCACAGGCACAGAUCCUAGCAAGGAUGAGUGGGAGCAGAUUGCUCAAGUCAUGAAGAGGAGGAGUCUCUUUCCCUUCUUUGACUCAGCAUAUCAGGGCUUUGCUUCUGGAAAUCUAGAGAAGGAUGCUUGGGCAGUUCGAUUCUUUGUAUCCCAGAGGUUUGAAAUAUUCUGUGCACAGUCCUUCUCAAAGAACUUCGGACUGUACAAUGAGAGGGUGGGAAACCUGACAGUUGUCGCCAAAGAUGAGGACAACCUCACUCGUGUGCUCUCUCAGAUGGAGAAGAUCGUCCGGAUCACCUGGUCCAACCCUCCUUCUCAGGGAGCACGUGUGGUGUCUAUCACUCUCAAUAACCCAGAACUCUUCACUGAGUGGAAGGAUAAUGUGAAGACGAUGGCUGACAGGGUGCUGCUGAUGCGAGCUGAACUUAAGGCCAAGUUGCUGGCACUGGGCACCCCAGGCACCUGGGAGCACAUCACUGAGCAGAUCGGCAUGUUCAGCUUCACAGGCCUCAACCCCAAACAAGUGGAGUACCUGGUAAAGGAGAAGCACAUCUACUUGAUGGCCAGCGGCCGCAUCAACAUGUGUGGUCUGACCACCAAGAACAUAGACUAUGUUGCUGAGUCCAUUCAUGAAGCGGUUACCAGGGUCCAAUAAUACCAUCUCCCAAAUUGCCUGCCCAUUUGUAUAUGACAAAGGAGGCAUUAUCAACGUUGGUCUGGAGAUGUCACGCACACAGACACGCACACAGACACGCACACUUACUUCUUUAGUCAUUUGUGCCCAGCACGCCAGCUCUGUUUGCUGGCACCGUGAUAAAUCUAAUAUAUGCUCAACUCUUAAUUAAUCCUCAAGGACGAGUAGUUGUUCCAGGUGGAGGGUUGUGUUUUGGUGUACCUUCAAGCUGUACUCAGAUAGCAGAGAAAGUGUGUCUUUUUUUUUCUGGUUUUCCAUAGAGCUUUUAUGAUUUACCAAAAAUGUAAAACUGCAGGAUUUCAGGGACUACUCACUACUCACUGAAGUUGUUUGAAAAAUUUUAAUGGCAGUUCCAGCUUGACUGGCUUAAAGAUUGUUCACCGUUAAUAUAAAAAUGUAAGCUGUUAACUCACAUUUAAUUGUGUUCUUUUAGUGAACCUCAACUGAUUUCAACUGGACCUCAAGCAGAUUUGUAAAAUAAAUUAUACAGGGAAAAAUAUACCUGGCAAUUCAAAAAACCCAGAGUGACGGAUUUGGGUUGACAGAAUGUGAGUUUUAUUUAACAAUUGUCUUUGUUUAUUUAUAGGAAAAUACAUUACUUAAUGAAAUAAUUGGCACAUAAAUAACUUUGUAUGCAGCAUUAUUUUAAUACAGAGGCAUCAAGAUUCUAGUAGAGAACCACAUGAGAUGAGAUGAGGUGUGUGUGUGUGUGUGUGUGUGUGGUGUGUGGUGUGUGUGUGGUGUGCAUAACGUUCCCCUAAGCCCACUCCUAAGUUUAACUGAACCAAUAAACCACCUCUAGGCUGAAACCAAACUGCACUUCACAUUCUACAUAGUUAAGUACAGCAUCCUGCCCACCUUUCAUGGCCUGUCAGUUAGACUUUGCCAUUAUAAUAUCAAGACAGCACUGGGAGCCCUAAUCACUUUUUCACUGUUGUCUAAAAUAGGAAAGAUUUCCUAUAUUGUGUUUAAUGACUCUGGAAGUUCAAGGUUUGCCAGGUAGUUUUGCACUUUAUAUAAAUAUUUUUGUUUAUAGGGUGUCUUUAGUGUCUGCUUCUUCUGUCACUCUCUUCCAAUGCUGUGCAUGCCUGUGUAGCAUCAAUGCAAAGUCCUUAAAUUGGCAAAUAUAUAGAAUCUUUAGCACAAGUAUGGAUCACUAUUUGGCUGCUUGUUAAAAAUACCUGUCAAAUAAUUAGUUCUCUCAGUAUGUAAAGGUAUAUGUACAAACUUAAAUGAGAAGAGCUGAUUAAUGCCCAUGAAAUAAACAUAAUGCAAACAUCAUA
Electrophorus electricus (electric eel) is the source of this 2676-nucleotide messenger RNA. It is a transcript of the gene got1, whose product is annotated as glutamic-oxaloacetic transaminase 1, soluble. The record is from RefSeq and is a predicted model, not a curated record. Gene Ontology annotation, biological process: L-aspartate biosynthetic process. Gene Ontology annotation, cellular component: cytosol. Lineage: Eukaryota; Metazoa; Chordata; Actinopteri; Gymnotiformes; Gymnotidae. Gene Ontology annotation, molecular function: pyridoxal phosphate binding; L-aspartate:2-oxoglutarate transaminase activity.